Knipowitschia caucasica is the source of this 300-nucleotide messenger RNA. The record is from the annotation of a GenBank genome assembly. Lineage: Eukaryota; Metazoa; Chordata; Actinopteri; Gobiiformes; Gobiidae.
AUGAGGUCCCAGAGUGAGACCUCCUCUGACAGCUGUAUGAGGUCCCAGAGUGAGACCUCCUCUGACAGCUGUAUGAGGUUCCAGAGUGAGACCUCCUCUGACAGCUGUAUGAGGUUCCAGAGUGAGACCUCCUCUGACAGCUGUAUGAGGUUCCAGAGUGAGACCUCCUCUGACAGCUGUAUGAGAUCCCAGAGUGAGACCUCCUCUGACAGCUGUAUGAGGUCCCAGAGUGAGACCUCCUCUGACAGCUGUAUGAGGUCCCAGAGUGAGACCUCCUCUGACAGCUGUAUGAGGUUCUGA